UUUUGCUAGUGAUUCAACUGUGGUUCCCUUGACAACAUGACGGGACUCUUCAUGCUUUCCUAAGGUCCAGUGUUUCUCAGAGUUUUCCCAGUGAGUGUGUAGCGUGUGGAGAAGUUUGAGGGGUCCCUGUGAGCCUCAGCGUCCAGCCACCACUGUCUCUGUGCCUACGCACCAGCAUGCAUCUUACCCAGGACCCGAAAGUUGAGAUAGGAUUGAGCGAUCAGGGGUCGGUCAACCCUGCCUUUGGGGGCCCAGACAGUGAUCAGUCAGAGAGGAUUGACAUGGAUGGGGCUCACAUGGAGGGCCUGGAAGAAGGUCUGGAGGACCAGAACAAAGGCCUGGACCUGGUCUACUCCAUCAAUGAUAGGCCACCAUGGUAUCUCUGCAUCCUGCUGGGCUUCCAGCAUUAUAUCCUGGCAUUCGGUGGCAUAAUUGCAGUGCCUCUGAUCCUGGCCGAGCCUCUCUGUAUUGGAAACAACAACGCCGCCAAGAGCCUACUCAUCUCCACCAUAUUCUUUGUGUCGGGUGUGUGCACAUUGCUUCAGACCACUAUCGGAACCAGGUUGCCAAUCCUCCAGGGGGGUACCUUUAGCUUCAUCACCCCCACCCUGGCCAUACUUGCUCUGCCUAAGUGGCAGUGCCCUGACCCUAGUGCCAUGUCCCAGCAGCUUCAAAAUGCCACUGGCUCCCUGCUAACAGACUCUGAUGAGGUGUGGAAGUCACGCAUGAGAGAGAUCCAGGGGGCCAUCUUGGUGUCUUCCCUGCUCCAACUGGUACUGGGCUUGUCAGGUCUAGUGGGUCUGGUGCUGAAGUUUAUCGGGCCCCUGGCCAUCGCUCCCACCAUCAACCUCAUUGGCCUCUCACUCUUCAUAGAAGCCGGGAAGAAAUCUGGGGCCCACUGGGGAAUAGCUGCCCUGACAGUGUGCCUCAUCCUUCUGUUUUCUCAGUACCUGAGCAAAGUUGAAGUUCCUUUGAUUGCUUACAAGGAUAAGAAGUGGGAAGUGUUCCAGUAUCCUCUCUUUAAGCUGUUUUCAGCUUUGUUUGGGAUGUGUGGUGCCUGGUUGGUCUGCUUUUUGCUGACCAUCUUUGAAGCCCUUCCCUCUCAGCCGGACCAGUAUGGCUACACAGCCAGGACUGACGUGAACCUGGAUGCUGUCACCAGCGCACCAUGGUUCCACGUCCCAUAUCCAGGCCAAUGGGGCAUGCCCACAGUGAGUGUGUCCUCGGUGUUGGGCAUGAUGGCUGGCGUCCUUGCCUCCACCAUGGAGUCCAUUGGGGACUACUACGCCUGUGCCCGUCUGUCCGGUGCCCCUCCUCCGCCCACCCACGCAAUCAACAGGGGUAUCGCUGUGGAGGGCAUUGGCUGCAUCCUGGCAGCGCUGUGGGGCAGCGGGAACGGCACCACAUCCUAUAGCCAGAACAUUGCAGCACUGGGCAUAACUAAAGUUGGCAGCCGACUGGUCCUUCAGACCGCUGGUCUCCUGAUGAUUAUCCUAGGACUCUUUGGGAAGUUCGGGGCCGUUUUCAUCACCAUCCCAGACCCGGUCAUCGGAGGCAUGUUCCUUGUCAUGUUUGGAAUGAUUGCAGCUGUGGGAAUCUCCAACCUUCAGUACGUGGACCUGAACUCCUCCAGGAACUUACUCAUCUUGGGCUUCUCAACCUUCAGCGGCCUGGUGCUGCCUACCUGGUUCCACUCAAACCCAGGCAUCAUUGACACAGGGGUAAAAGAACUGGACCAGGUUAUAGUUGUUCUCUUCACUACGCACAUGUUCAUCGGUGGGUUCUUUGGAUUUGUAUUGGACAAUACGAUUCCAGGUGCACAUUUGACAGCAUCCUGUCGGGCUGUAUCACCGCCUGGAACGGCAACUGCACCACCCACAACUGCAAGGCUCUCCAGAGGGUAGUGUGAUCUGCACAACGCAUCACUAGGGGCAAACUACCUGCCCUCCAGGACACCUACAACACCCGAUGUCACAGGAAGGCAAAAAAGAUCAUCAAGGACAAUAACCACCCGAGCCACUACCUGUUCACCCCGCUUCCAUCCAGAAGGCGCUGUCAGUACAUGUGUAUCAACGCUGGGACAGAGAGAUUGAAAAACAGCUUCUAUAUCAAGGCCAUCAGAUUGUUAAAAAGCCACCACUAGCACAGAGAGGCUGUUGCCUACACACAGACUUGAAAUCAUUGGCCACUUUAAUAAAUGGAACACUAGUCACUUUAAUUAAUAAUGCCACUUUAAGAAUGUUUACAAAUCUCACAUUACUCAUCUCAUGUAUAUACUGUAUACUGUAUCCUUCACUAUCUAUUCUUUAGUAUCUAUUGCAUCUUAGCCGCUCUGUCACUGCUCAUCCAUAUAUUUAUACUUAUAUAUUCUCAUCCCAUUCCUUUACUAGAUUGUGUGUAUUAGGUUUUGUUGUGGAAUUGUUAGAUAUUAUCUGUUAGAUACUGCUGCACUGUCGGCUCUAGAAGCAUAAGCGUUUCUCUACACUCUAAAUAACAUCUGCUAACCAUGUGUAUGUAACAAUAACAUUUGAUUUGAUCUGUCUGGAUGAUGGAUGCAACUCUGGGCUGGAUGUAACAUACUUCAAAAUCAGAGUCCCCCGAUACGUCAUGCCAAAAUAAAAGUCCUGCAAUUUCCGAGAUCAAAAUAAGAGGCUCGCUUUGCCAUGCCAAAAUAAAAGUUCUGUGAUUUCCAAUUUCAAAAUAAAUUCAGAUUUCAAUGUUAUUGUUAUUGUUUUGCUUGUUAAUCUCACCAUUGCAACUGUCAACACAGAAAUACCACAAUGCUGCACACAGACGUUUAUGUAAAUAUUUAAUGCGAUACACAGAAUGAAACAGCAUGGGAAUGGCAAUGUUUUUGGGGCGGUAUAAGCAAUGCAUUCAGCUACAAGUGGGCCCCUGCUGCCCACGAGGGCUGUGGGCUUCCGAUCUCUGUAGCCGACGUGAGUAGGAUCUUCAACCGUGUUAACCCUCGAAAGGCUGUUGGCCCGGGCGGCAUCCCAAGCCACGUUCUCAGACCAUGUGCAAACCGGCUGGCUGGAGUGUUUCAAAUCUAAUUUUAUUAGUCACAAGCGCCGAUUACAACAGUGAAAUGCUUACUUACGAUCCCCUAACCAACAAUGCAGUUAAAAAAGAUAUAUAUGAUUAAGAAUAAGAAAUCAAAGUAACAAGUAAUUAAAGAGAAGCAGUAAAAUAACAAUAUUGAGACUAUACACACAGGGGUACCGGUACAGAGUCAAUGUGCGGGGGCACUGGUUAGUCGAGGUAAUUGAGGUAAUAUGUACAUGUAGGUAGAAUUAUUAAAGUGACAAUAACAACAGAGAGUAUCAGUGGUGUAAAGAGGGGGGGGGGGGGGGGGCAAUGCAAAUAGUCUGGGUAGCCAUUUGAUUAGAUGUUCAUGAGUCUUAUGGCUUGGGGGUAGAAGCUGUUCAGAAGUCUCUUGGACAUAGUCUUGGCACUCCGGUACCGCUUGCCUUGCGGUAGCAGAGAGAACAGUCUAUGACUAGGGUGGUUGGAGUCUUUGAAUAUUUUUAGGGCCUUCCUCUGACACAGCCUGGUAUAGAGGUCCUGGAUGGCAGGAAGUUGGCCCCAGUGAUGUACCCUCUGUAGUGCCUUGCAGUCGGAGGCCGAGCAGUUGCCAUACCAGGCAGUGAUGCAACCAGUCAGGAUGCUCUCGAUGGUGCAGCUAUAGAACUUUUUGAGGAUCUGAGGACCCAUGCCAAAUCUUUUUAGUCUCCUGAGGGGGAAUAGGUUUUGUCGUGCCCUCUUCACAACUGUCUUGGUGUGCUUGGACCAUGUUAGUUUGUUGGUGAUGUCGAAACCAAGGAACUUGAAGCUCUCAACCUGCUCCACUACAUCCCCGUCGAUGAGAAUGGGGUCUUGCUCAGUCCUCUUUUUCCUUUAUGGGCAUUUUCAACCUAUUACUAUCCCAGUCUGUCGUCCCCACUUGCUUCAAGAUGGCCACCAUUGUUCCUGUACCCAAGCAAGCUAAGGUAACUGAACUGAAUGACUAUCACCUUGUAGCAUGCACGUCUGUCAUCAUGAUGUUAUUUGAAAGUCAAGGACCAUGUCACCUCCACCGUACCCAACACCCGUGACCCACUACAAUUUGCAUACCACCCCAACAGAUCCACGUACGACGCAAUCGGCGUUGCACUGCACAUCGCCCUAUCUCACCUGGACAAGAGGAAUACCUACGUGAGAAUGCUGUUUGUUGACUACAGCUCAGCUUUUAACACCAUAGUUCCCAUCCAAACUCGUCACUAAGCUCAGGGCCCUAGGUCUGAACUCCUCCCUGUGCAACUGGAUCCUAGAUUUCCUGACAGGCCGACCCCAGGUGAUGAGGGUAGGCAACAACACCUCCGCCACACUGAUCCUCAACACGGGGGCCCACCAGGGGUGUGUGCUCAGCCCCCUCCUGUAUUUCCUGUUCACCCAUGACUUCAUAACUCAAUCAUCAAGUUUGCUGACGACAUGACAGUGAGGAGGUUAGAGCACUGGCGGAGUGGUGCCAGGAAAAUAACCUCUCCUUCAACAUCAACAAAACAAAGGAGCUUAUUGUGGACCACAGUAGACCGAAGAGGGAGCACACCCCCAUCCUCAUCGACGGGCCGAGUUGGAUAGGGUCAAAAGCUUCCUCUACGUGCACAUCACUGAGGACCUGUAAUGGUCUCGCCACACUGACACCGUGGUGAAGAAGGCGCAACAGCGCCUCUACAACCUUAGGUGGCUGAAGAAAUUCAGCAUGGCCCCUAAGACUCUCACAAACGUCUACAGAUGCACCAUUGAGCGCAUUCUGUCGGGCUGCAUCACCGCCUGGUACAGCAACUGCACCGCCAUCAACCGCAUGGCUGUCCAGAGGGUGGUGCCAUUAGCCCAAUGCAUCACCAGGGGCACUCUGCCUGCCCUCCAAGACAUCUACAGCACUCAUGUCAAAGGAAGGCCAAGAACAUCAUUAAGGACCUCAAUAACUUGAUCCACGGACUGUUCACUCGGCUACUGUCUGACAGACGGAGACAGUACAGGUUCAUCAGAGCCAAGACAGAGAGACAAAAAAACAGCUUCUAUUAUCAGGCCAUCAGACUUUUCAGCAGCCAUCACUAGCCAGGUGAUACACACUCACUCACACAGAACACACAAGCUAUCACACACACACACACCUCAUAAUCACAAACACACUAACAUUCACACACACACACACACAGCCGAUGCUCAUGUCACAUAUAAUAGAGACAUUGAACUACUGGACACUUCCUGUUUCACAUUGUGUAUUGAAAUACUGAAUCCCCGACAAAGCUGUUUCUAACAUUUCUACUACUGUACAUUGUAUUUUAGUUACACUGUUUAUACACACUGCAUAUUUAUUUAUAUACUGGAUUCUUGACAUACUGUAGCUGUACCUAUCAUUCUUUGUAUAUCUUGUGUAAAUUCUCCCAGUGUACAUAUGUGUAGAUUGCAUUUUGACAACUGCUACAGUGUUAUUUGGGUUGUUAAUUGGAUUCGUCCCAACGUUCUUGAUUUCUUGUUUCUUUUGUAUCAUUAUGUAUUUUUUUACGUUUUAAUUAUUUGUGUACUUGUUUGACAUUCUACUGCAUUGUUAGGAGCUAGUAACAUAAGCAUUUCGCUGCACCCACUAUAACACCUGCUAAACUGGGUACGCCACCAAUAAACUUUGAUAUGAUUAUGGAGCACAGCUGCAAGCAACCCGAUCGUAAUGCCCGUGGUAAAUUUGGUUUGACUUUGGAUAUCCCUAUGGGGCUAGUUAGGGACGAUCAGUAAAUUACACAAUGUACAUGGGACAAUAUUAAACAUCAAACCAACUAUAAAUUGUAAGAUUUCGUAUACAAAUAUUGAAAGCAUUUAAUGAGAAAAUUAAAAGAAAAUACUGUCCCAAAUCUCGUUCAGUCGCAUUUCUCAUUGAGGAUAAUUGAAACCGAGGCUAAAUCAGCCAGUUCAGUCCUCUUUAACCUCAACUGCCCCAAGGCUUAGAAAUCCUUCUUUAACCUGUCUCCUUCACUUCAUCUAUACUGAUUGAAGUGGAUUUAACAGAUUACAUGAAUAAGGGAUCAUAGCUUUCACCUGGAUUCACCUGGUCAGUCUACCUUAUGGAAAGAGCUUGUUUUGUACAAUUAGUGUAGAUGGACACUCCACCCACUUUUUAUCUUAUAACAUGUAAAUACAUUAUAAGAAUUUAGCUGUCAUUAUCAGCGAUCAAAUAAUUUAGACAAGUUUCUAACAAUACCAAGAUUUCAGGAUUUGUAUCCUCUACCCAAAUGUCAAGUCAAUGUUCGACAUUAAUACUCGGCACAUUUUAGGUGCACCAAUCUGAGCCCUUUACGCGACUUGAAGACAGAUCUAUCCAUUAUCAUCAUCCAACUUUGAUCAUCAUCACAAGUAUCCAUCCAUCAUCAUCAUCAUCAAGCUUUGAUGAUUUGAAUCAGGUGGGUAGUGCUAAGGUAAAAACAAAAAUGUGCACCUCUUUGGGUCCCCAGGACCAGGAUUAAGGACGGGAUUCAAUCCGUAUUGCAGAAGUAUUGCGGAAGAUACGCGUUAUAGCUCCAAAUACAAAUGCAAUGUUCCCACGUUCGCACAGACUGCAUUCAUGGUAAACGCUGCAUAUGUCAGCUCAAUCAUAAAUGAAAUGUACAUUUUAACGUGGAUCUAAGGGUUGAAUCCAGCCAUAAUAAACACUGCUCUAAACAUUC
Molecule: messenger RNA, 6701 nt
Organism: Salvelinus fontinalis (brook trout)
Lineage: Eukaryota; Metazoa; Chordata; Actinopteri; Salmoniformes; Salmonidae
Product: solute carrier family 23 member 2
Exons: 12
Coding region: 177-1904 (575 amino acids)
Biological process (GO): transmembrane transport
Cellular component (GO): membrane
Molecular function (GO): transmembrane transporter activity
Source: RefSeq, a predicted model, not a curated record